Messenger RNA from Neocloeon triangulifer, 5755 nucleotides. RefSeq names its product tyrosine-protein phosphatase non-receptor type 23 (gene mop). NCBI's taxonomy places the organism in Eukaryota, Metazoa, Arthropoda, Insecta, Ephemeroptera, Baetidae. Gene Ontology annotation, molecular function: protein binding; protein tyrosine phosphatase activity. The record is from RefSeq and is a predicted model, not a curated record. Gene Ontology annotation, biological process: endocytic recycling; protein transport to vacuole involved in ubiquitin-dependent protein catabolic process via the multivesicular body sorting pathway; early endosome to late endosome transport. The transcript is spliced from 21 exons. Bases 98 to 5335 code for a protein of 1745 amino acids. Gene Ontology annotation, cellular component: endosome.
GAAUCACUUGAUUUGCUUUACUGUCAUGCCAAAUCCAAAACAAACCCUAAAUUUCGAGUUUUGAUUCGGACUUAGGGGUGAAUUUUGAGCUGCCGCGAUGGAAGCGGUGCCCCGACUGCCAAUGCUCAGUUUUGAGCUGAAGCAGAGCCCCGAAAACACCGAAUUCGGACACAAACUUCGCAGUUACAUUCGAGAUUACUAUCAUGAGGACCCUGAGACCUAUUCAAAGGAAAUCCACGAGCUGGAAGGUCUUCGGGCAUCGGCCAUCCGCGUGUCCAAGGACGUGGAGGGCUGCGCCCUCCUCAAGAAAUAUUACUGCCAGUUGAAUUUUUUGCUGAGCCGAUUUCCAAUGCAGGAGGAUGGAGUAGCCUGUGCAACUUACUUUUGGAUUGACAUUUAUACCAACAUAGUGUACAGCACUUCCUCAAUCCGGCACGAAAUGGCUUGCAUCUUGUACAAUAUCGGCGCUCUCCAUUCCCAAUUGGGCAGUUUUGACAAUCGAACGACGGCCGACGGAAUGAAAAUGUCCUGCACACAUUUUCAGUGUGCUGCCUGGUGCUUUCAACAAAUGAGGGAAACUCUAGGCAGGCCUAAGGGCUCUGACAUGUCCCCUGACUUGAUGCAGUUCCUCAACUACAUCUGUCUUGCCCAGGCGCAGGAGUGCAUUCUUGAAAAGAGCAUGAUGGACAACAGAAAAGCUCUUAUUAUUGCAAAAGUUGGUGCCCAUGUUGUUGAGUACUACAACUUGGCCCUUGCAAUCCUUAACCAGAAUUCAUCUGACGCAGGUUCAAUCCUAGACACCGUUGGUUCAAAACAACACAAAAAUUGGUCAAAGUACAUAAACUUUAAGAUUGCCUACCACAACUGCGUUGCUCUUUUGUACCAAGGGCAGGCAAUGGAAGAGCAACAGAAAAUGGGAGAACGCUUGGCCUUUUACCAAGCUGCGGUUGAAAAACUCACCGAAGCUGCCAAAUUGUCCAAGGGUCUAGAACUUUCAGACGUCAUUGGAGACGCACUGCAGUUUACACAGGAUGUUGUUGAAGGAAAGCGAAAAGCAGCUUUUAAUGACAAUGAAUACAUUUAUCAUGAGAAGGUGCCUGAAAAGGACAGUUUGCCGCCACUGAAAGGUGCCUCUCUUGUCAAAGGAAUUCCGUUCAGCAUCAACGAUGCAGAUGUUUCUGGCGUUGACAUCUUCGCAAGGCUGGUACCUCUCAGGGCCCAUGAAGCAUCGUCAAUGUACAGCGAGGAAAAGGCAAAACUUCUGCGUCGUGUUGGUACCCAAGUGGAUGAGAAAGACACUGAGCUGAAUGCAUUUAUGUCCUCAUUGCAACUUGACACACUCAAUGUCGGAUCAGAUGGAGAUCAAUUACCAAAUGAUUUAAUUGAAGCAUGUGCUGCACUUAGUGCUCAGCCAGAAGCUGUCAAGGAGCUUGUGAAUGCAAUGGACAAGCUAGCGGAAACAUACCAUGAAGUCGAAGCCAUGCUUCAGGAUAUUGACCAAAUUCUUAAAGAUGAGGAGGAGAAAGAGAAAAUCUGGAAAGAAACCUUUGGUAUUGACAGGCCGCCCUCCAUCGUAGCCACGGAGUUGACUCGAGAGGCCAACAAAUACAGAAAAGCUCAUCUGGUUGCUGGAGAAUCAAAUCAAACUCUCCACAAGGCAAUGUCAUUACAUGUGGCCAAUUUGAGGACCCUGUGCAAACCUUUGGAUGAAAUCGCAAACGAACUGCCUCAAACUGUUGGCGCUGGAGCUGAAACUGAAGAAGAUAAAGAGAGUAUUAAGGAAGUGAACAAUCUGGUUGCCAAAGUCCGCGAGAUGAGCACUCAGAGGGCCAUGCUUUCGGCUCAGUUGAGGGAGGCUGUAUUGAAGGAUGACAUUACAGGCCAGCUGGUUACCAGUGCUUCUGAAGGAGGCGUCCUGGAUGUUUUGUUCGAGAAGGAAAUCUCCAAACACCAGCCUCUCGUUGCUGUAAUUGAACAAAACAUGGCUGCCCAGGCAAACAUUCUGAGAGCUUUGACAGACGCUUAUGCUCGUUUCGCACCGUCCCGAAAGGCAGCGAGCAGUGCCAACAGGAAGAGACAGGGAACGAUUGCUGCCCUGCUUGCCUCUUUCAAUGCCCGAGAAGACCUUCUGGCAAAGGCCAACAAAGGCCUUGAGUUUUACUGCAGACUGGAAACCAGCGUCUCAAAGUUGUUUACGAGGGUCAAGUCAGUGUGCAAGGUGCAAGAGGAGGAGCGUCAGCAACAGCAACGGGCCAGCAUGCCUGCCCAGCCAGCAAUGCCAAACACUGGGGUCACCUCGGUGGGAAAUCCAAAACUGAAAGACUACUUGCAGGCCAUGAAACAAGGCGGGCAACCUGCGGCCUUUAAUAAUGCACCUCAGCCUUCAGCUGCCAUCCCACCAUCAAGCAACCCUUACUUCUCCCAGACUUACAACCCCAUCAAUCCUGGCGCCCCUAUGCCUUCGGCCACUCCUCCGCCGGUCAUCACCCCUGUCAACCCUGCUCCAGGGGAGGCUGUUCAGUGGCCGCCUACUAUCAGGCCAAAUCCUGUUGGCUCUGAAGAAACCCCGACCUAUUGUGCCACCCCACCGGCACCCUCACCUGAGAAGCACAUCAACAAUUCAACCAAUCCGUAUCAGCAAGACAACCAAAAGUUCCAACAACCUUCUCACCCCUACACCCACCAGAAUCAUCUCAACCCAGGGAUGCUGCCCAAAGUUAACAACGACGCCCAGCCAACCGUCAGCAACCCUGGCACAACCCCAACCUAUUCCUAUCCCACCCCCGUAAGCCACUCGUACCCUUACUACCCUCCAGCAGGAUACCAACAACCACCGACAUCCACCCCUAAUAAACCUCCGGCUUCGAAUUUCUACCCUCAGCAAAAUUACUACCAGCCAAGACCGCAGUACCCUGCAAAUCAACCUCAAAAUCAACAGUACCCUGCCAAACCCCUGAACAAUUACCCCCAGCAGUACUACCAAUCUGGUUACAACUAUGCUGUGCCUUCGACGAAUUAUCCAGCUCCGGUUUCUACCCCUCAACCGCCAGCGCAGCAACCUCAAAGGGCUUAUCCGUCUCCUGCGCCGACCGUUCCAGUUCCGCAGCCCUCCCCUGUCCAGCAGCCCCAACCAUACCAGGGGCAGAUCCAAACUCCAGCUGGGCAGGGAUACCAGCAACAAGUUCCGCAACAACCUGCUGCAGGAAAUGCCGCUGCUUAUCCAGCGCCUGCUUCUACUCCCCAGCCAGCGCAAAACUAUGGGCAGCAGCAGACAGCAACUGGGCAUCCUUAUGCUUACACCUACCCUUACAACCAGAGUCCCUCAGCUUACCCCACUCAGCAAGGAUACCAGAGUCAGAAUCAGUAUUCAGGAAAUGCUGCUUACAACACGUCGUCUCCUAACAAUGCCACGCAUAGCCAGUAUACGAGUGCUGGCAAGUCGAAUCUGCACCAGACCAACACCUCCGAAACAGCAGUCGGUGGUCAAACGUUCGCAAAUCAGUAUUCUGUUGCCUCCAGCACUGCACCAACUUCGCAGCCAGCCUCUUACUACAGCUCUCCGUACUAUGGAUACCAAAAUCAAGCUCCAGGCACGCCGACGUCGGCUCCCAUUCCUGCCUACACACCCAACCAGCAAGUGCCAUCACAGUAUAUGACUUACAUGCAGGCACGAAUGCCAGACACUGCACCCCAUACAACCUUCAGCAGUUCGCCCAAAAGAAAUGCCAACUCAUCAAACGUGGACUUGCUGGCAGGGCUUGAUUUCAAUGUGAAUACGCCACCUCUAAUUCCAGAAGCAAAGACCACACAAGUUUCAUCAAAUGAACCAGCUAAGGUUGCUGCGACCACACCUACUCAACCAACUCCGGCAGAACUAAAACCCGUUGCCCCGAAAGCUGCUCCCUCCGAGCAGCCUGCUGAACCUCCUAAGUCGGCUUCUCCGGCUCUCCUCCCCAUUCAACCAGCAGCAGUGAAAGAACCUGCUCCGAGCAAAGAUCCUUAUGCUGAGCCUGAGGCACUUGCCCAGUUCACCCAGGAAGUGGAGAGGCUGGAGAAGGUCGUCGAAGGUUUGAAUAACAAAACUUUGAACGGACCCACCCCUCUAGAUUUGAAAUGGAAAGAACUGCAGGAGUUGCAGGAGAAGGACGCUCACAAAAGGAGCAUAUCAGUGGCAAGGUGCUAUCCCAUGAAGAACAGGUUCCCGGACAUCCUUCCGUUCGACCACUCUAGAGUGGAGCUGCCGUCAACCAAGGACGACUACAUCAAUGCUUCGUUUAUCAAAAACAUCUCUGCACGAAGCUGCGACUACAUUUUGACGCAGUCUCCUCUGCCUUCAACCUACUUGGAUUUUUGGACCAUGAUUUGGGAGCAGCAAACUGAGUUGAUUGUCUGCUUGCUUAGCGAUGCUGAGCUGAAUGGAGAGAUUUACUGGCCGACACAACGAGGUGAAGAGUUGGCAAUAGGAAAGCUGCGGAUUUCUUUGAAUUCUGUGAACGUGAAACCCAGCUGGACCGAGAGACUGAUUUCCAUCACACACCCUGAGACAAAGAUUUCAAGAGUACUGGUGCAUCUGCAAUUUACUGUCUGGCCAGGAAGUUCUUUCCCUGACUCUCCGAGCGCAUUCCUCUCUUUUGUGGCCGAAGGUUUGAGCCAACAUGCUCAACAAAGGUCACCAAAGCACCCAGUGGUGGUGCAUUGCCAUUCCGGAGUUGGUCGUUCUGGCCUCUUCUGCCUCUUGAGUGCCGCCAUGAACGAAAUCCGCAGUGGCAAUGGCUUGCCCGACUUGCUCACUGUGGCAGCCAUCAUGUCGCACCAGAGACGGGGCACCCUGAGGGACAGGCAGCACCUGCUUUUUGCCUACCAAGCAGUGCUCUACCAUUGUCAGGACCUCCUCAUGAAACGCGGAAUUCUUACUACUAGAUCAAGCUUUGAUGCUCCGCUUGCGCCGAAAACUCACGUGAGACACCCUUCAGAAGACUUCCUGCUGGGACCUGGUAGUUUGAGCCAGUUGCAGUCCGGAAUCGAGAAAAUGGGGUUAGGUGCGGCAAAUAUUGAAUGGAAUGUGCCUCAGCCAGAAACAUCGGCCACACCGAUAUCUGUAGAAGAACCACCAAAAUUGGAGCAUACGGCUGCACCUCCUGUUUCGUCUUUGUCAGAAUUGACCUCUCUUGUACCUGACCUGAGCAACCUGACCCCUAACAAGUCUGGUACGAAGAAAGGUCGCAUCUCAAAGGAGGACUUUGAAAAGAAGCCUGGUUCUCUGGCUGGCAGCAUCAGUCCGCAAGAGGAGGCCGACCCGCUCAGCAAGCUCGACCCUUUGUGGUCGCUAAAGUGACUAAUUAACGCAGUAUAAUAUGAUGGUAGAGAGUUAGAGGCGAAAGAAACAAAGUAGGUGCUUAUUUAUAUUUAUUUUUUGUUAAAAAAUUGAUUAUUCUCAAAUCUGGACGUACAUAAUUCCGCUUUUAUUCAUUUUUACUCCACUCUUUGGCUUUUGUAUAAAAAAAAAACAUGCCAAAAUACGCGCAGAUUGUUCAAGCCGCUGGUGAUAAAUAAAUUUAGCUUUUGCUAUUUGAAUCGUAAGAAAUUAAUCCUGUUUUGCUUUCUCGAGAUAUCGGUCUAGUUGUCUGAUUACCCAGUGGAAAAAGAAGAGAAUCAAGCAUGAGAAUCCAAGUGGAAUUGCCGCCGCUUCCGCCCACUGCCACAGUCUGAAAUUAUUUGAUAAUUUUUCCAAUUCCUUUUUUUUUUUAAAGCCAAA